Molecule: messenger RNA, 384 nt
Organism: Aplysia californica (California sea hare)
Lineage: Eukaryota; Metazoa; Mollusca; Gastropoda; Aplysiida; Aplysiidae
Exons: 2
Coding region: 1-384 (127 amino acids)
Source: RefSeq, a predicted model, not a curated record
AUGGGGAUGUUGGGAUGUUUCAGGUCAAUACAAAUCAAAGUGUACAAAGCUGUUGUGCUCUCCUCCCUCCUCUACGGGUCGGAAACCUGGACACUCUACAGUAAGCACAUCGACAAAUUAGAGCAGUUCCACCAAAGGGCUCUCCAUGGCAUACUUGGCAUCCGAAGGCAAGACCGCAUCACCAACAUUGAGGUCCUCAACCGAUCAAGCUCACACACCUUGUCACACCUUCUCCACAGUAGCAUAUUGACCGCUCUGUCACAGGCUACCAAAUAUGUAAGGCCUGUGAGCAAGUUGCCGGCGAGGGAAGUAUUAUCGGAGCCCAAAAGCUCUAUGGACUGUGGAGGAUAUACCCUGCUACGGUUCAGGCAAGAAACCAACUAA